Messenger RNA from Pocillopora damicornis (cauliflower coral), 3631 nucleotides. RefSeq names its product G protein-coupled receptor kinase 3. The record is from RefSeq and is a predicted model, not a curated record. Gene Ontology annotation, molecular function: ATP binding; G protein-coupled receptor binding; G protein-coupled receptor kinase activity. Gene Ontology annotation, biological process: G protein-coupled receptor signaling pathway; regulation of signal transduction; protein phosphorylation. NCBI's taxonomy places the organism in Eukaryota, Metazoa, Cnidaria, Anthozoa, Scleractinia, Pocilloporidae.
CCAAGCUGCCCAGCCAAGAUGGCGGACUUAGAGGCGGUUUUGGCUGAUGUUUCCUACCUAAUGGCGAUGGAAAAAUCGAAAUCCACGCCAGCGGCUCGUGCAAGCAAGAAAAUCAUCCUACCUGAUCCAUCUGUUUACCAUGUAAUGCACAAGUAUUUGAGCGAGAGGGGAGAGGUACAGUUCGACAAAAUAUUCGACCAAAGGAUAGGAUACCUGGUUUUCAAAGAAUUCUGCGAAACUCAGUGCGAUGAACCAGUUCCUCAACUAGCUUUUUAUGAAGAUAUUAGAGAGUAUGAAAAACUCCAAUUCCAAGAGGACAGACUGAAGAUGGCUCGAGAAAUAUUUGACAAGUACAUAAUGAUUGAGCUCCUUGCCUGUUCUCAUUCUUUCUCUACAAGUGCUCUGGACCAAGUGCAGAGUUCAAUAACAAAAAAAGAACUUCCAUCUACGCUGUUUGAGCCAUACAUGUUGGAAAUCAGAAACAGCUUAAGAGGGUCAAUCUUCCAGAAGUUCUUGAAAAGCGAUAGAUAUGUCAGAUUUUGUCAGUGGAAAAAUGUGGAGCUUAAUAUUAACCUAACCAUGAAUGACUUUAGUGUACAUAGAAUUAUUGGUCGUGGUGGGUUUGGAGAGGUUUAUGGAUGCCGAAAAGCUGACACUGGAAAAAUGUAUGCCAUGAAAUGCCUUGACAAGAAGAGAAUCAAACUGAAACAGGGAGAAACAUUGGCACUGAAUGAAAGAAUUAUGUUGUCCAUGGUGAAUAAUCCAUUCAUUGUGUGUAUGACAUAUGCCUUCCAAACUCCAGACAAACUUUGUUUUGUUUUGGACUUAAUGAAUGGUGGUGAUUUGCAUUAUCAUUUGUCCCAACAUGGUGUCUUCAGUGAAGAUGAUGUACGAUUCUAUGCUUCAGAAAUAAUUCUGGGAUUGGAGCAUAUGCACGAUAGAAAAAUUUGCUAUAGAGAUUUAAAGCCCGCAAAUAUUCUGCUAGACGAACAUGGUCACGUGAGAAUAUCAGAUCUUGGCCUUGCCUGUGAUUUCUCAAAGAAGAAGCCACAUGCCAGUGUGGGAACCCACGGCUACAUGGCGCCUGAAGUUUUAAAGAAGGGUGAAGCAUACGACUCUUGUGCCGACUGGUUUUCUCUCGGCUGUAUGCUUUUCAAAUUGCUUGUUGGGCAUAGUCCAUUCAGACAGCACAAAACAAAAGACAAGCACGAGAUCGAUAGAUUAACGUUAACUUACGACGUAGAAUAUCCAGAAACGUUUUCUGAAGAAAUGAAGUCACUACUCGCCGGUCUCCUCAACAGAGAUGUCCCCAGCAGACUUGGGUGCAGAGGCUCAGGGGCUACAGAAGUGAGACAACACGAGUUUUUCAAAAGUAAUGAUUGGAAAUUAGUUGAACUCUUAAAGUAUCCACCGCCACUUGUGCCUCCAAGAGGCGAAGUGAAUGCCGCUGACGCAUUUGAUAUCGGCUCAUUCGAUGAAGAUGACGUCAAAGGGAUCAAGAUGACAGAUCAAGAUCAAGAGAUUUAUAAAGACUUUAACUUAACCGUGUCAGAGAGAUGGCAGCAAGAAAUAGCUGAAACAGUAUUCAAAGUUGUCAACGAAGAACAUGAUAAGUUAGAAGCCAAAAAGAAAGCGAAACAUCAAAAUUCCAUAACGGUAGCAGAGGAUGGAGACCGUUUGUUGGAAGGCUACCUUUACAAGUUGGGAGGCACACUCAUGAGUAAUUGGCCAAGAAAGUACUUUCAUCUCUUCCCCAAUCGACUGGAGUGGCGAGGCGAGCAAGCUGGGCAAAUGCCGAGUCUUUUGUGUAUGGAGAAUAUAACGGGGGUGGAAGAGACACACGUCAAAGGUUUUAAAUGCAUAAAAAUCAGCACUAACAUCCGGGAUAACAGGGACCAUAUUCUCAGAGCAGAGACCGAGACUGAAUUUCAAGAAUGGAUGAAGGAGAUCAAACAGUCAUUCCAGCAAGCGCAAGUCAUGAUGCGCGCAGGCGCCAAAAUUAUGAGCUCUGGUCAUCGCUACAUCACGCAAUACAGCAAAGAAGAAAACGGCCCUGUGUCGCCGUGAACUGCCCAUUCUCACGCAAAUCACUCGAACAUGUAUAUACAGAGAUACAGAGAAGUCAAACUUGAUCAAGCCUUUAAUGCUACACACGGUAAAACGUGACGCAGUAGAUAGGCUUUGUAAUGAUCGGUGCAACAGUUGUCCAUUGUGUACAUGGCCUGUCUGCGAGUCAGGAGCGCUAAGCGUGUAUGAUACGCAGAUUGCGCAGUACAGUAGGGGACUGGGAAGAGAAUUGUUUGGGAUCAUUAAGAAUCGAGUAUAGAAGAUUUUAUUAGUAGUUUUAGGUCUGUUAUAAAGCUGCCCACGAAGUUGCAAAUUAUUCAUCAGUCAUUUUAUUCAUUUUACUUUCGUCUUUAUCGAUUCUGUCAAGUACCGACAGCGUACGAGACCCCUUCGUGCAGCGACAACUAGAAAGAAAAUUAUGAUGUCCAUAGGUUUAUUAUGAAAUUUCUUCAACUUUUUCACUUGUACAAAUUCGAAAGUAAUAAUUAACUUAAAACAUUAACGGAUUUCUGCCAGCUUCAUCUCUGAAUGUAGAUGUGUUGUAGAUGGCUUUUCGCUGAAGGGAAUGAUGCAAUUAGACGUAAUAAUGCUAUAUACAAAACAGAACUUUGGAACAUUUACAUCGAACUGACACAGCGGCAAAUUUUCAACCAUAUCAACGUGAUCGGACGGAAAAAGGGUAAUGUUUCUUGUCGACGCUGUAUGUAUUUAUUGCAAGACAAUAUAAUUGUAGCGCUGUCUAAAGAUGGCCCUGAAAGUUUGUCUUCGCCCUUGUAUAUGAUUUGUAUUCUCGAGAAAGCUUCACAUAACUUCCACGAACUUUUUAGAUCGCUAGUACUUCUGUAGAGGUGAACUUAUAUCAAGGUUUCUUUUCAAUUAUUAGUCAGCCGGCAAAGUACCUCCGUGAUCAGUUGGAAAUUGGAAAUUAGUAUCUACCCUGGUCUAACCAAUUAAGCUGAGAGUAGGAGGGGAGUGAGGAGUUUGAUCAUGUUCAUAAGCUUUGAUCAAAAGCCAAAUUCUCCUAGCUUCCUUCAGAUAAUGAUACAAAAAAAAAGUGAGGGGAAUUUAGUAUUGUUCUUAUAAAAGACGAUUCAGAGGUGGUAGAAUUAACAAUUUAAUUCCAAAUGGAAAUUGAAUGAUCGGCGAGAACAUUGACGAACGAAAGAGCUAACCCGAAAAGAUUAAAUAAAAGAUAGAAGUCGCCUAAAGUAUUACAUUCUAUAAACUUAAAAAUUAAUCUUCCUCCGAGAGCCGAUUUUAGAGACUACAAAUAAGAAACAGUUGUGUUGAUCUAUAGGCUUUUUAUAUUUCUUUUGCCGGAUAACGUUAAGUAAAUUUCCUGUCUCUUUUAAAUACUAGGGACUUUGCGACUUAAACUCAAUUAACACAAAUGGGUCAUAGUAUGUUAGAGAAUCUCGGGGCCUGUGACGAUUGUGGUCGCUGGUUGUGUGGUCUUCAAAUAGGUAAAAAGUAUCAUACUCGUUGUAAAAGUAACCCUGAGAAAUUAAACCUCAUGGUUUGCCUUCUUUGAAAAAGUAGAGUAAAAUAAAGGAGUUUUUAUGUG